AUGUUCUUGCUCUCGCCUGCCGCGCUGGGCUGGCUGGGUGGAGAGCCGGAGACGCUGUGCACCAACACGUGCAAUACGGCCUCGUCUGGCCGGCGCAGCCUCGCCGUGCCCGCCGUCGAGGGCGUCUGCCAGGAUGGCGGGCCCGGCUCGCCAGCGCACAUAUUUUGGUGGAAGCCGUGCGACUAUGGCACCGACUGCGACGACUGCGCCGAAGGCGACUUGUGCGGGUACGGGACGGACUGCGCGGACUGCGGCGAGCGGCGAGCGGCGCGGCCGUGGUACGAGCAGGCGCGGGAUCGCAUCCGCGAGCAGGCGGCGAAGGAUACCGCCGACACGCAGGCUGCCCUCGCCACUCUCAAGGAGCGGCUGCACCUCAAGGAGCUCAUGAAGUUCGUGGCGGUCCUCUUCGGCUGCUGGGUCCUCUACGGACUCUACUUCACCUGGAGCUUCUUCUCGGAGGACUUUGCCCCUGGGAAGGGCGCGCCCGCGGAGCUGGGGGCGAGGGAGGCGGAGAUUGCGCAGUUGCGCAAGCGCGCCGAGGAGCUUGGUGUGGACGUGAUGCCGCGCGAGGCGAUGAAGCGGCUCAUCGCAGAGCACCUCGAGUCGGCAAGCAGCGGCCGGCCGCGCUCCGCCGUCGAGCUCGCAGAGGCGCUGGCGGGCUGGAACAGCCUAACGGCGGGCCUCUCCCUCGACCGCAGCGGGAAGCCGACCGAGGCCGAGGAGGAGGCGGGCGGCGACGGCGAGGACGGCGGCCUCGAGCACGGCGGCUUCGAGUCCUUGCACGACACGGCACGGCCCCCGAGCGUCUCGUCGCGCAUCCCGUCCGUGCGGCAGCACACAAAGACGGUGCAGCGGCUGAUGGAGGGCUUUGAGAUCCAAGUCAACUUGCGCCGGCCGGGCGUGGCCGAGGGGCUGGAGGUGGACGACUCGCUCGGGCAGGCGUUCGUCCCGUCGGGGAGGCCUUGCCCGCCCGUCUACCAGAGGCUAGCGACCUCCGAGCUGCUGCCGAGCCGCUCCAACCGCAGCUCGAUGCGCAGCGCCGAGCGGCGUCGCGCCUGA
Emiliania huxleyi CCMP1516 is the source of this 1059-nucleotide messenger RNA. RefSeq lists its product as hypothetical. The record is from RefSeq and is a predicted model, not a curated record. The transcript is spliced from 9 exons. Bases 1 to 1059 code for a protein of 352 amino acids. NCBI's taxonomy places the organism in Eukaryota, Haptophyta, Isochrysidales, Noelaerhabdaceae.